Messenger RNA from Sclerotinia sclerotiorum 1980 UF-70, 1419 nucleotides. RefSeq lists its product as hypothetical. NCBI's taxonomy places the organism in Eukaryota, Fungi, Ascomycota, Leotiomycetes, Helotiales, Sclerotiniaceae. The transcript is spliced from 2 exons. Gene Ontology annotation, cellular component: plasma membrane; fungal-type vacuole membrane. Gene Ontology annotation, molecular function: nicotinamide riboside transmembrane transporter activity; nucleobase transmembrane transporter activity. Bases 1 to 1419 code for a protein of 472 amino acids. Gene Ontology annotation, biological process: nucleoside transmembrane transport. The record is from RefSeq and is a predicted model, not a curated record.
AUGAGGGAUCCUAUUGAUAAUCGAGCGGCUAUUGACCGAUUGCGAGCCUUAUUCAAGAAUUCCGAUCCUGAACCCGAAUAUGAACCUAUCUCAAGCAGCUCUAGUAUCCACGAAGAUGAUGUUCGCAGACCCGUCCUCGUUUUACCAGAUCAAGUCGAGGGGGAGCCAUUUUCAUGGUUUGAGUAUGGGAUCUUUAUGUUAAUCGGAGUGGCAAUGCUCUGGGCAUGGAAUAUGUUCUUAGCAGCCGCACCAUAUUUUCAAAGCCGAUUCCAGGACAAUGAGAGUAUCCUCCAGCACUUUCAAUCUGCGAUCACUUCCGUUGGAACGAUUACGAACCUCGGAUCUACCCUACUCCUCAGUCAUUUGCAAUUGAAUGCCUCGUACCCGAAACGAAUUAUAUCCUCCCUCGUCCUUAAUACUAUAGUCUUCACGCUUCUUGCGAUAUCCACUUCAUACUUUCGCGAUGUUUCAUCAAGCGGUUAUCUGGUCUUCACAUUGAUCAUGGUAUUCGCGACCUCUUGCGCAACUGGGCUUUUACAAAAUGGGGCAUUUGCAUUUGCGUCGAGCUUUGGCAGACCGGAAUACAUACAAGCUAUUAUGACUGGGCAAGCAAUUGCCGGAGUUUUACCUUCAGCAGCACAGAUUGCGACGGUUCUGGCUGUUCCGCCACCAGACCAUUGGGCCGACGUAGAUACGGAGGUUGCAGAUGUAAAGGAAAAUACCACUUCGGCCUUUGUUUAUUUCUUGACGGCUACCGUCAUCAGUGUUCUCACAUUAGUCUUCGUCUUCCCCUUACUUAGAAAGCAAAAUCGAAUCCUCGAAAGCCGCGCGGCAUCAUCAGCUGAUAGUGAUGAUGAGAGUGAUGAGAGCGGGAAGAAUAAGGUCGUUGGUAUGGUCAGACUGUUCAAGAAACUUUAUUGGUUGGCAGGAGGAGUGUUCAUGUGUUUCGCUGUGUCAAUGUUCUUCCCAGUGUUUACAUCAAAAGUGGUUUCAGUAGUACCCGCUGAUGGUGCUUCUCGAAUACUUCAACCUGAGGCUUUUAUUCCCCUUGGAUUUCUGGUUUGGAACAUCGGUGAUCUGUGUGGCCGUCUGCUACCACUUCUACCUUUUCAUACCAAGGCUCGACCGAUCCCACUUUUCAUAUUCUCUAUUCUUCGAAUUGGCUUUGUUCCGUUAUAUCUUCUGUGUAACAUUGAGGGUAAAGGGGCCAGAGUCAACAGCGAUGUUUUCUACCUUCUCGUCGUUCAAGGUGGAUUUGGACUUAGUAAUGGUUGGCUUGGCAGUUCUUGCAUGAUGGCAGCCGGUGAUUAUGUUGAUGAGGAAGAACGAGAAGCAAGCGGACCUUUCAUGAUGAUCAAUCUUGUAGCAGGUUUGAUGGCUGGCUCACUCCUCAGUUUUUCUGUGGCUGGGAUUUCGUGA